Arachis ipaensis is the source of this 648-nucleotide messenger RNA. The record is from RefSeq and is a predicted model, not a curated record. Lineage: Eukaryota; Viridiplantae; Streptophyta; Magnoliopsida; Fabales; Fabaceae.
AUGGAAGGGCUAAUGAAGAAAUACGGCAUCAUACAUAAAGUGGCUACGGCCUACCACCCACAGACAAACGGCCAAGUCGAUAUUUCCAAUCGGGAGAUUAAACGCAUAUUGGAAAGAAUUGUGAAGCCUCAUCCAAAGGAUUGGAGUGCUAAGCUCACCGAUGCAUUAUGGGCCUACCGAAUGGCAUACAAAAUGCCGAUUGGCAUGAACCCCUUUCGGUUGGUCUAUGGCAAAGCUUGCCACUUACCGGUGGAGAUAGAGCACAAAGCAUAUUGGGCCGUCAAGGAGUGCAAUUUAAGUUUGGGAGGGGCCGGAAUAGAGAGGAAGCUACAACUAGUGGAGUUGGAAUGUUUGAGGAUGGUCAUCAAGAAGGAUAAGGAAAAGAAGCCAGCUGCUAAAAAGGCGCCAACAAAGCUGGCCACCAAAGCCACCACGGCUAAGCCCCUCAUCAAGAAGCCAAGGAGCAUCGUCAAUAUUGGUGCACUAGAGAAGGAUAACCCUCCAAGGGACCCAAACAAGUUCCCCAACCGAUACUGCGAGCUUGUCUACCCUAUGAUGAUUGAAAGGAACUAUCACGCGGAGCCUCUUCUUAUCCCUCCGGCUCAUGUUGCUCCAUUUGUGAUGCCCCGCAUUGAGCGGAGGCAAUAG